AUGCGGGCGCAGGUCCAGCAGCUGCUGCGCUUUGCGCGCGCCAAGCGCGUGCAGCACGUCAAGGAGUGCCUCCGCCUGGUGCAGGACCUGGCGGCGCGGCGGGUGCAGCGCGCGGACGUGUACGGCGGCGCCGAGGUGCUGGAGAUGCUGGAUGAGCUGAGGGCCGGCCUUGAGAAGCAGGUGGACGAGUUCAAGGUCGUCGCCACUUCAGCGCGGCAUGCUAUGUUCUUGAAUAUCUGUGUCCUGUGA
Molecule: messenger RNA, 249 nt
Organism: Monoraphidium neglectum
Lineage: Eukaryota; Viridiplantae; Chlorophyta; Chlorophyceae; Sphaeropleales; Selenastraceae
Exons: 2
Coding region: 1-249 (82 amino acids)
Source: RefSeq, a predicted model, not a curated record